Molecule: messenger RNA, 939 nt
Organism: Mucor mucedo
Lineage: Eukaryota; Fungi; Mucoromycota; Mucoromycetes; Mucorales; Mucoraceae
Exons: 9
Coding region: 1-939 (312 amino acids)
Source: RefSeq, a predicted model, not a curated record
AUGGUUGUCAUCAACAUUGGAGACAAUGUGACAGUUGUGGGAUUUUUGAAAAUGGUGACACAUUCUGCACAUGGGAAGAAAAAACAAAAUAGUUACCUACAAAGCUUGGAGAACAAAGCUUUUGAAGAAUCGACAUUUCUAAAUCUGACAACUGCAAAUUUUCUUCAAGAGGUGAAUGAAAAAAAGGCAAAACGUUCAAGUUCUAUCGCGUCCUCUUCUUCUUGCCCUCCUUCUAUCACUGAGGAAAUCGCUCAGUAUGUUGGUGAAGAUAACAUAAAAAUUAACAACAAUGAAUUAUCGAUUGGAACAAGUAUCAAGCGGGAGGCAAUGAAAAAAAAUAUCAAUUACAAGGAUUUAACGCCUUCUGAGAUAGCGCUUGUUGACUGCGGCCUCAAUUGCAUAUUAGAUUUAACGAGUGGAAGUUUGACCAAUCAACGUCAAUUAUUCUCAAACGAGGACUGGAAUCAGAUUAAAGCAUUGCUCUCAACAUCUUCGACUGAUAAUGAUCUGAUUGAAUCUAGACCCAGACUACCCAAAAUUUGCAGAACAUUUGAGAACUCCUACGAUAUUGAAGAUUGCUACUGGAAUGCAAAACACUAUCAAAGAAAUCUUGAUAAAAUGAUCAAACACAGUUCUAUAUUUACUAACUCGAAGCCCACCCCAUCAGAGGCAGACAUUAUAAUUAAAGUAUGGGCGGAUCUCUUUGAGGUUCUUUUCUUUAACACUGGAAUCCCUAUUCGAUGGGGGGAGAAAGGUUUAAGAAGUGAUGAUGCUGACCCCAUAUUUUACAAGUUGGAUGCACAACUUGUCUUAAUAUACGAUGGUACAGAAUAUCCAGUUUCUUGUACUGAAUUUGCCCCAUAUUCUGCAAAAACAAGUUACAAUCAAGUAAUGGGUAUGGACAUUGCAAACGAAAGAAUUGUGGUCAAGGCAGAUUGA